This is a messenger RNA of Zingiber officinale, 817 nucleotides long. RefSeq lists its product as uncharacterized. Lineage: Eukaryota; Viridiplantae; Streptophyta; Magnoliopsida; Zingiberales; Zingiberaceae. The coding region runs from base 33 to 755 and encodes 240 amino acids. The transcript is spliced from 5 exons. The record is from RefSeq and is a predicted model, not a curated record.
UGAAGGAAAACAAGGUAGCCAAGUUUGGUGUCAUGGAGAGCGCACAGUCGACAACUGCUCUGCUAUCCUGCAGUGGCAGUGCCUCAGGCAUGGCGGAGGACCUCCAGCUUCCUUCCGACCUGCUCGACGACGGAUUCUUCCACGACUUCUUUGUGGAGCGCGGUGUGAGUGUUCCUGCUGGGAGCAAAGGCGACAAAGGCGGCGACUUGGCCGGCCUCGUGAGGCGGAAGGGGAUGGCUCGCCCUUUCCUACAUGACGACGGCGAGGCGUGGAAUCUGCACGCUGAGCCCGCCGGAUGGGGCGCGGAGCACCGACGGCGGAGCAAGCAGGAGCGUGGACUUCUGAACCGACCUCCGGGGCACCCCCUCGGUCCCUUGCUGGCUUUGCAUCAGCUGCAGGCGGCUCGAAUCCUUCACCUGAAGCAGCAGCAAUUACUGCAGCAGCAACUGCACGGCGCGUGGGAGGAAACACAAAGCCAAGCGAAAAGAGGCCUGCCUUUUUCCCGUCGGACUUCUUUUCCACUCCACCACCAACCCCACCCUGAAUCCGGCACGAGAGCACUCUUCCUUUGCCACUCCGGCGCGAGGAAAGAAUCCGCAGGCACCGGAGUCUUCCUCCCACGGACGACCGGCAACAAACCUGAGCAGCAAAAUCAGUCAGAUCCAUUUAUGAGAAGAGCAAACCCUGUGAGGAGCCAAAGGCAUGGCCAGCCUGCAGCCACUGCGACCUGCCUUCCUGAGGAGUGGACCUAUUGACCAACUUCACCAACUCUCUUACUAGUUGUGUGCAUUUGGAAUUAAUCGGAGUCGAACAGGUA